Messenger RNA from Uloborus diversus, 1474 nucleotides. RefSeq lists its product as uncharacterized. The record is from RefSeq and is a predicted model, not a curated record. Lineage: Eukaryota; Metazoa; Arthropoda; Arachnida; Araneae; Uloboridae. The transcript has 5 exons. Bases 123 to 815 code for a protein of 230 amino acids.
AAUAAAAACAAGUUUACUUGGUGGAUAUAUAAGUGGAUUAUGGUCUAGGACCGAUUCAGAAUUACCAAGCAACUGUAACAAUUAAGUUCCACCGAAGUUAAUUAUAAGUUUCCUUUUUCAAGAUGAAAUUUCUUUUAGCAGUUCUUGUCUUGGCAGUUGCUGCCCAUGAGGCAUACUCUCAAGCAUGCCAUAUGAGAGAGGUAGACCUCUGCAUGGCCAUUGGCAUGUUCCAUUACCAAAGUAACGGAAUUCCUCCUGAUGAUGAAAAAGUUACUGAGUGGUGCGAGACAAUGAAGGAGGUUAGUGAAUGCAUGGGCAACUACUCUUCCAAAUGUUUGUCUCCACUCCAAAGAGAGGUCAUCGGACUUUUAAGUGGGUCAGAAGAAGUGGCUACACAGAUUUGUACCCCAGGAUCUGAAGUCCGAGCACGUUACUUAAGACAUGGUGAAUGCUUGGCAGACGGUGCAGACAGUGACGAAUUUAAAUCCUUUAUGAAAGAUCUUCAAGUUGUCAUUGAAACCCUCUUUGAUACCACCUUCAAUAAAAGAUUCCCACUUUUGUGCUGUGGUUUCCGUCGAUUCCAUGUUGCCAUGGACGACAUGACACGCAGACGAUGUGGAGAUGACGCAAUCGAAAUGACAAGGAGCAUAAUGAACAUGAUUACCACUGAUUUGCCUACUACAAUGUGCCAACGAUAUGACCCAGAAAGCGAAGAGUGUGCUGCAGUUCUACCUCCUGUUGGUACUCCCUCGAAGGGGGCUGAGAAUAAGUCUCAACUUGGAAAACUUCUGGACACAGUAUUUGGAAACAUGUAGACAAAAAAGAAAAAGAAAGAAUCUGUGAUCAAGAAACCAGCCAUUUUAUAACUUAUUUUAAUUUAAUUAUUAGAGCUUUUAUCGAUUUUAGUUGGAUCAGAUGUAGCUGGUUAAAUGCUUUAUGCUAAAAAUCAACAAAGUCAGGAUGAUAUUUACUUCAUUUUAAAAAUAUUUUUGUGACUCCUAACGUGUUAGUACAUUAAAAAUAUUUUUGUGGCUCCUAACGUGUUAGUACAUUAAAAAUAUUUUUUUUACGUAACUGCCAUGGAGUCGAGCUAUUUUUACCAUAACUUAUUUGAAAUCCUGCAUAGAAUUUUUCCGUGUCUUUUUUUAACAAUCGAAAAGGAAAAUAGUUUUUUUUUUAUAGUAAAUAUGUUUUAGAUUUUCUCCUGUCAAAAAUAUUUUGCUUGUUUUAAAAACUGAUAAUGAAGAAAUUUUAAAUAGUUUAAUGAAAUUCAAAUAGUAGAGUUAAAAUACGUCAAUGUUUUUUUUCUCUUUUUUGCGAAAAAAAACUUUAAAAAAAAAAUUAGUCUUAGACGUUGCAAAGACGCUGUGACUCAUUCACUGUUCAUAAAACCAACUGUAUAUACACAACAUAACUCAUUUGAAGAAAAAUCAUGUAAGUUUUCCUGUGCACGAAAAUAAAAUUUUUGAUAAUA